Molecule: messenger RNA, 1455 nt
Organism: Clonostachys rhizophaga
Lineage: Eukaryota; Fungi; Ascomycota; Sordariomycetes; Hypocreales; Bionectriaceae
Source: the annotation of a GenBank genome assembly
AUGGAGAAACUCAGUGUCGAGAUAAUAAGGCUCGUCAUUGACGAGCUGCAACUCAGUCUCCUCGACGGCGAGUGCCCAACGCCAAUUUCAAGAUCAAAGCCGCAUCUUGCACCAUAUGCAGUAAUAUCAAAAACAUGGCAGGCGUUGGUUGAAGACCGAAACUUUGCAUUCCUCCAACUUGAGAGGAGCGAGCUAGAGACGUUUGCUGAAAUCAUCGCUGCGCAGCCUCACCGGCGGACAUGUCUUCGUCGAAUUCACCUGAUUCUCUCAGAGCCCAAUGGCGAAUCUUUCCAAUCUGGGAUCCGGUUUCUAGCCCAACUGCUAGACGAAUGGGAUCAAGAUGUCGUCGAUGAUCUCCUUCCGCAGCUCAAGGUUUCAAUGACUGGCUGGGGCGAGACGCGAUUCGACGAGGCCAGUCUAUCGCAGAUACCUCUUAUGCGGCGGGUUACCUCUUUCUUUAGCCACUCAGGGAUGCGCCAUGGGACGAUUUACCCCGAUCUAGCACUCCAAAUUGCGAGUCGCAUGCCUCGUCUUGAGACGUUGGCCGUGCAAUUCCAAGAACCGAGUCGGCCGCUUGAGCAUCGGCGCCUUGCUCGAUUUCAAUAUCGGCGUCAGUUGGGCGAAGCCCUGCUUCAGCUACAGCAAAAGGGCUGCCUCUCGAGACUGAAGCAUUUCGGGCUCAACCGAUUCGGCUACGGUCCUCUAAAUCAUAGCUUUGAGCUCGAAAAUGUCUUGGACGAGGAGGGCGUUGAUCGGCUGUGUGAGGCAGUCCGCAUAUUCGCACAGAGGUCAACGUCUCUGGAGAAGCUAGUCCUAAUCAAUAUCUUAAUAUCGCCCGACCUGUUUCGAAAUACCCGAACAUUUGGUUUCGCCGAAGAGCCUGUGUGGCCAACGAUCCAACACCUCUUUAUCAAGAGCAACAUUCUGACACCCAGCGGCGAAUGGCUGUACACAGGAUUGCCCGAUUCCAUUCAGCCAAGGUGGGUUCGCUAUCGCCAAAACAGCGUUGUUGAUUUCGAUGAGUACAGUGAGGUGGAUGAUUCGGAUGAUGGCAUGGAGGACCUUCUCGUGGCUACUGAUAUGAACCCCCAUCAUCUUUGGCGAACACAGCCAGAUCCGCAAGUUCUCCAACCACUCUUGCUUGAUCUGAUUGGGGCGAUGGAUCGGAUGCCAAAAUUACGAGCUGGCCUCUUCCAUCUCGCCCCAAAUCGCAAUGCCUUCCAAGGACUAAUGUUCCAAUGGGCUCAGCCAGGGGUGAGGUAUAUGGCAGAGAAGGAUGGAAAGGUCAAUGAUACCCCUAAGAAUUGUCGUAGAUGCAAAUUCACAAUCGGAAAUUUCACAGACUGGGAACCGUCAAAGAAGAUCAUGACCAAUCUUCAGCGAUGGGUUGGAGAUGGCAGUGUGGAUUUUGAUCCAUCCACAACAGUAAUGACUUCCUAUCGCAGUAUAAUAUAG